Molecule: messenger RNA, 1268 nt
Organism: Actinia tenebrosa (Australian red waratah sea anemone)
Lineage: Eukaryota; Metazoa; Cnidaria; Anthozoa; Actiniaria; Actiniidae
Product: calcyphosin-like protein
Molecular function (GO): calcium ion binding
Source: RefSeq, a predicted model, not a curated record
AUUCGUAAAGCCACGAAGAACUAGAUUAAGUAAGAUAAAAGCCAAGAAAAGCUAGCAUUUUAAAAAUUGAACAUUCCGAGUCCGCUUCGGCAGACUUCAAAAUCGUCGAUAUUGAAAAAAAGAUUUUUUCUAAAAUGUUCACGGGUCGUAAGAAUGAGGAAUUAAGGCGAAAGACUACCAAAAUUUUAAAAGGGAACACGAAAGAUAUCCAUCCUGUUGAAAUACUUCGGUUAAAGUGUCUAUCGCGUGGAUGUGGAGGAAUUAUGGGCCUUGGAAGAGUGUUCCGUAUUAUGGAUGAUGAUGGCAACAGAAAGCUUGAUUUUGCUGAGUUCAAAAAGGGUCUUCGAGAAUACGGCCUGAUACUUGAACCAAAGGAAGUUAAAAGUAUAUUUGAUGCAUUUGAUAAGGACGGUAGUGGAACAAUAGACUUUGAUGAGUUCCUGAUUUCACUUCGGCCACCAAUGAGCAAAGCAAGAAAAAGUGUUAUUAAUCUGGCAUUUAACAAACUGGAUAAGACUGGAGAUGGACAAAUUACGGUAGAAGACCUUAAAGGAGUAUAUAAUGUCAAGCAUCACCCCAAAUACAUCAAUGGGGAAUGGACAGAAGAACAAUGCUUUAGGAAAUUUUUGGACAGUUUCGAUUCCCCAGAUGAUAAAGAUGGAGUUAUAACAUUAGACGAGUUCCUCAAUUAUUACUCUGGAGUCAGUGCCUCUAUAGAUAAUGAUGCAUACUUCGAUCUCAUGAUGAGAAAUGCUUACAAACUGAAGUAAACAAAUUUAUAAAUAGGACCCAAAUAGAUUACUAAAAUAUUAUAUUGUAUCUGUGUAUUUAGUACAGUUUAGCCAUUGUGUAAUGCUCACAAUCACUGCCAAGCCAUUUUUUAGAAUUGUCAAGAGAUUUGUAUUCGAAUAUUACUCUAAUUUUAAUUUAAACCAUUAUUAUUUACUUUUUAAGGAUGCUUUAUUUUAGACAGCACAGUGUAGAAUAGAACAAUUCUAAGGCCUUGUUUGUUGUUGUUUUUGUAUUUUGUAACGGCAUUGCUUUGGGCACCUCAAUGCAAAGAAUAAUUAAUUUAUGACAUUUUCUAUUAUUGUUAUUGUAAGUUAUUGUUUUUUGUAUUUGUAACGUUCCCAUAAGAAGCGGAAGUAAUGAAUAUUCGAAAUGAACUAAAUAUCCACUCGUUUUAGUUAGGAUGUUGACCGUUUUACUCAACUGUAAUAUAAUGCCUGUAAAUAUAGGAAAGAAAUAAACUUUAGCUAUACAUUAUU